UACACAAACACACACCAACCUUCACCCAUAGCAAAAUUCACCAAAGAAAAAAAAACCAUGGCUACUAGCACCGAAUUCACGUUGGCUUCACCAGCAUGUGACAAUGGUAAACUCCCAAAGUAUUGCACACAAGAAGGGGUAGGCACAAAGUGGGACGUGUCACCCCCAUUGGAAUGGCACAACGUGCCUCCAAAAACGAAGAGCAUGGCCCUAGUGGUGCAGGACAUUGAUUUCGUGGACCCAAAGGGAUGUGAGGUGGCACUGACGCACUGGGUGGUGGUGAACAUUCCCGUGACCAUGAAGGGGCUUCCCCAAGGGUUCUCUGGGACGGGAGAGGAAGAGGGUGGCAUUGAAGAAGGGCUUAACGAUUGGAAGGUGAGGGUGUGGCGUGGUCCCAAAAUGGCUAACUAUGGUGACACGUUCCAGUUCAGGCUCUAUGCUCUCGAUGAUCACAUGCACUUUCAUAACCAGGUGACAAGAGCGAAGCUCCUGGACGCAAUGGCAGGGCAUGUAGUUGGAGAAGCCGUUUUUACUGCUACUUUCUGAUACAUGUAUUGCUAAUUUUAAUAUAUAUAUAUAUAUAUAUUUUUAAUAAAAAUGGUAGACCAAGACGAUAUUAUUAGAUAAGAUGUUAAUAUUUUGUGUUUGUUUUCUUGUUUAA
This is a messenger RNA of Cajanus cajan (pigeon pea), 661 nucleotides long. RefSeq lists its product as uncharacterized. The record is from RefSeq and is a predicted model, not a curated record. Lineage: Eukaryota; Viridiplantae; Streptophyta; Magnoliopsida; Fabales; Fabaceae.